Molecule: messenger RNA, 2459 nt
Organism: Nicotiana tabacum (common tobacco)
Lineage: Eukaryota; Viridiplantae; Streptophyta; Magnoliopsida; Solanales; Solanaceae
Source: RefSeq, a predicted model, not a curated record
CCGCUCUUCUCUCUUUCUUCCACGUCAUUUAUUCCGAACAAAUCUCAUCAUUUCAAUCCGAUUCACACGGAUUUCUUCUUUUACUUCUUAUGCUUAAACAAAAAAUCUGAGUCCUUGAAAUAAAGGUUGGAAAAUGUGAGCCUUUGGAUUAAAUUUUGAUCCAAGACUUCCAUUUUGUGGUUUUUGUUAAAAUAAGGAAUUUGGAUUUUGUUUGGGGGUCCACACGGAUUUCUGAGGAUUUUUGAUUUUAUUGGAGAAGAGGAGAAGAAGCUUCGAGGGCAGAUAUAUAUAUAGUUGGAGGUUUUUUGGAUAGAGUUUGGGGGGAGAGAUGCGAGAAAAACUAGGGUUCUUCUCAUUUUUAAAAGAAGCUAAGGUUUACAAAGAAACUCUCCUUCUGUUUUCAUUUUCAAUUUUCAGAUUUUUAGACAUAGUUUAAUAUCGAAAAAAAAUACAAAAAUAUAGAAAGAAAGUCAGUAUUCUUUCUUUUCCUUUGCUUCGAUCACUGCAUAAAAGAAAAAACUCAAAAAUAUAUGUUCCGUCUCUUCUUUUCCAAUUUCGACUUUUGGUUGCAAAAAAUGGAGAUGGUUUCCGUUCUGCGCGACUGAAGUUUGGUUAUGUGUUCGUCGCAAAAUUGAGUCGAGGUGUCGAUUCGAGUUUCUGGGGUUCAUCUGCGGUCGAAUUCUGGUUUAUGAUUCUUGCUGCUGCUGUCUUGCUUGUUCAUUUCCCAACUUCGUUAGAAAGUCAGUUUGUAAUCGCAUACAAACAAAUUCAAUCAAAAGCUUUCCAUAUUCAGGUAUGGACCCGCUGAUUCGAUCCAAAGUGCUGAUGGUAGUAAAGAUUCCUAGGAAGUUGAUCAAGUGGUGGAAAAUGUUUUCAUCGUUAGAACAACAUGAGUUAAUGCAGAAAUUGGGCACCCUAACUUCCCUUCUUGAUAUCACACCCCGCCCAGACUUAGUGGAGGCGAUUCUGACUUAUUGGGAUCCACAAAAUUUGAUUUUCAAAUUUGGAGAGUGUGAGAUAACUCCUACCUUGGCGGAAAUGUCUGGUCUCACUCGUUUAAGCUAUAUAGGCAAGGACAUGAUACUUCCCCGAGACCACUCUAGGACAAGAUUCCUCAGCGACCUGGGCCUAAAAGAUAAUAAGCAUUUAAAGUGUCUCGAGCAGUCCUGAAUAUCCUUGGAUUAUUUGUUUGCUAGAUUUGGACCACGGAAUAGUUUUGACGUCUUUUGGGAUGAGUUCUGCACAACCAAGGCGAAGUGGCAAAGACGUCGCCUCGAAGCUUUUAGCCUUGCUUUGUUGGGAUUAUUGGUUUUUCCAUUAGACGAGAGGCACAUUAGCACCCGUCUGCACUCAUGAGAAGCAACGUAAAACCGUUAUUGUUGUGCCGAUGAUCUUAGCAGAGUUGUACCGAGCCCUGAGUGAGGUUAGGGGAGGUUUCAGAUAUUUUGAGGGAAGUAACCUUUUGCUACAGCUAUGGAUGAUGGAGCAUUUGCACACCGCUUCCUUACUUUGUCCCAUCGACCGUGCCUUGAGGGAUCGGGUGGUAUGCAUCGAAUGUAGGAUGAAAUCUCCUAAGUUUACGUACCCAGUAGGCAUCACGGCUUGGAUUGAGUUCCUUGGUUUGAGGACAAAUGGGAAUGUUUUGUGGGCUUACCUUUGGCUACCUUUGGAUGAUAUCUUGGUAGGGUGCCUCAUGCAGCCUUUCCUGAUGCUGAUAGGACUCAAGUCUGUCAGACCAUAUACUCCCGUUACGGUAAUGCGGCAAUUGGGCAGAAGACAAGAGGAGCCUCCAACUUUGAAUCUUCAGAGGCACAUCAUAAAUUUUAGCAAAAAGGCGGCUGAUGAAAUCAAGUAUGUGCAAUACUGGAACAAUGCAAAGAGGAUGAAGAAAAAUCCGUUAGUAGAGGACGUUGGCAGGCCCGAGUGUACUCAGGAGUACUUCAUUUGGUUACAGUCCGUCCCGCCAGGGGUCAGCACCCCAUUGCCAACACAACUUAGGGGUCGGGCAAUUCAGACAGAUGAUGUUGAGGAGAUAUCGGACCAAGAUCCCUGGGAUAAGCUUGAGUUGAUAAAGUCUCAGCUAGCAGGAUUGGCAGCAAACGUGGAGCAGCAUGGCCAGUAUUUGUUUAGGGUCGGCCUUCAGGAUGCGGGGACACACGCCAGGUCCUUUGUUCCCAGCAUCGGUGUUUCUUUACGAGGCAUGUUACAGAGUUUGAGCAUGACGGACAGCCCAGGAUCAUCCCAGCCAGGACCGUCGCAUUCAAUAGCAGCUUGAGGAUUCACUCUAUUUAGGUGUUUUGAGAUUGUCUUAUGUUGUCUUUUACUUUCGUGUCUUUUCUAGAAGUACUGAGUCCUUUAGGUAGUGUCAAAUUCUAUCGUAGUGUAGUUGAGUCUGUCAGGUCUUUCAUUAUAGCACUUCUUAUUAUAUUUUAAUAUCGAAAAGUUUUUAAAUGAAAAAU